Salvelinus namaycush (lake trout) is the source of this 1863-nucleotide messenger RNA. RefSeq names its product rho guanine nucleotide exchange factor 26-like. Gene Ontology annotation, molecular function: guanyl-nucleotide exchange factor activity. Gene Ontology annotation, biological process: activation of GTPase activity. The transcript has 6 exons. The coding region runs from base 79 to 1863 and encodes 594 amino acids. Lineage: Eukaryota; Metazoa; Chordata; Actinopteri; Salmoniformes; Salmonidae. The record is from RefSeq and is a predicted model, not a curated record.
UUGCAGUUGUCUUCGGGGUUGGACCAGUUGGGUCAGACGAGAGACUCCACAGUGACAAAGAAGAGUGAUUGACGCACCAUGGAGGGUGGGAACGAUGUGGAUCUGUCCAACAGUAACAUCACCCCGCUGUGGAAGCGGCGCUCAGCCAAUCACACUGGCCCCAGCAAGCUAAAGGCCCGGCCCCUCAGCUACCAGAUAGACGGAGUCCACAUGACUGACUUCCCCGUAGAGGACAACAAGUGCAGUUUUACCCUGAGCCAGCCUGCAGAGAGACUGGUGGCUACGCCGGGAGGGGGGAUGGUCAUUCUGAAGCACGUUCUCAACCAACCCACCAGGAAAACACGGGUAGUCAGGAGUAUAAGCAUUGGACAUCUGGCCAAAGGACGUUUCUCUCUGUCCAAGUUCAAAUCGGAGGAUGAUACGUCUCUGUCAUUGAACAGUAAGGCAUGCCACGGUGGGAGUGUUGAUCAUGUGUGGUCGGACAAGCCGCUGCUGGACACCCAGAAUCGACUAUCCAGCCCGUUCACUCUCACCGCUCACAGGGACCAGAUAGUGUUUGGGACGAGCCCUUCACCGCCGGACUCUGCCUCCCCCAAUAACAACCACCACCAUAACCAGUCCUCCCCUUCUUCCUACCACCCCUUAACUCCUGUCCCCUCUCCCCCUAACCCCAGCCCCUCUCCCCCUAGUCUCCACACCCCUACCCCAUCCCACAGCUCCACCUCCAGUAUCAACUCCCUCUCUUCCCUCAUCUCCACCCCUUCUGACCUCCCCACACCUCACAGCCCCUCCUCUGCUGACAUGUCUGCCCCCUCUCCUUCCCCCUCUCAUUCCCCCACUCCCAGCCUCUCUCCCUCCAUCUCCCUAUCUCCUCCUCCCUCCAUUGUCCUCAGCACCCACAGUGCAGCUGCCCUGAAGAUGGGCACACAGCAGCUGAUCCCCAAAGGGCUGGCAUCCCUGAGCAAGGCCUCUCCUGCUGGGGUACAGAGCCAGGGCCUGGGGGGUCUGCUGGGCCUGGAUCCUACCAAGCGGGCCCUGCGAGCCCUUAGCAUGGUGGAGACUGGAUCCUUCUUCUCCACUGGUGUAGGGUCCGGGGGAGGAGGGACAGACCAGGAUGAGAGCCCUGGGACUCUGAAGAGAGGGUUGAGGUCUACCUCGUACAGGAGAGCAGUGGUGAGUGGAGUGGAAAUGGAAAUACCAUCUAAUGACCUCAAGUCCCAUCGUUUGUCCCAACCUGUACUCAAAGGACUACAGGAGGUCAAGGAGAGACCUACCAGCCCUGGGAAGAAGAACAAGAGUCCUGAUAAGAAGCCAGGACUGAUCACACAGAGGACAUUUGACAGUGAAGAGGAGGAACUGUAUCAGAACUACCAGGAGAAAGCUCUUCACAAUGAUUCUGAUGAGGACCAGUCCAGAGAGCCCAAACCUGACGACCGCAUCGUGAUGCAGUACAGACCCAUACGCACCUCCUGGAGCCAACUCAGUGUGGUAAAGAAGAGUGGAGUUUCUGAUAAGCUCAGCCAGGAGGAGCGGAAAAGACAAGAGGCCAUAUUUGAGUUGAUAUCGUCAGAACACUCCUACCUCCACAGUCUGGAGGUUCUGAUCCGGAUGUUUCAGAACUCAGCGGAGCUCAGUGACGCCAUGACCAAGACCGAGCACCACCACCUCUUCUCCAACAUCACAGACGUGUGUGAGGCCAGCAAGAAGUUCUUUAAAGAGUUAGAGGAUAUACACCAGCAGAAUGUUGUUAUAGAUGACAUCAGUGAUAUAGUGUUCAGACACGCCCAGUCCAACUUUGACCCCUACAUCACCUACUGCUCCAAUGAGGUUUAUCAGCAGAGGACCUUACAGAGGCUAGUGUGA